GCCGGCUAUACUUAUCACUGCAACUGCGGUGCACUGUGGGCCUUGACGCUGACAGUCAGCCCUAUUUGGACACGGCUUCAGCCCCAGCCUGUCACUUUACCAAACGCCUUCCAUUCAUUAUCUAACACUCGCACAAAUCCCCCUUAUAUUUCUAUUUUUUGUCAGACUAUCAAAGAGUUUACUGAAGUUUCCCCUGCUGCUGUUGGCCGCUAUAUUAAGCGAGCUGAACAGGUACUUUCGGCCACAGAGACUCAGUCCUAUAAACGGCAACACAGUGUUUUAGGGAGCGGCUAACUUCAGGGCUUUUCUUAUUAAUAGGCGGCGGGCGGAUUAUUAAGCACGUACCCGGCGGUCAUGGCGAUGUUGUAGAAAGUGAGCCAUGCUGUAGCGAGGGCGCUUUUCGUUCUCCUCUUGUUGUUGUUUUCCUUCUCCUCAACCGUGCCGUCCUCCUCGCUGGACGCCAUGGUAUCGGGGGCAGGGUGGGCAAGUCAGGAAGGGAGCUGACAGCUGGGACUGGUGGGGAGGGGAGCAGCGGGGUCAUCCAUCCCUGCGCCCCUCUCUCGCGGGACUAGUGCUGCAACAAGUGCGUGGCCUGUCGGUGGGAAAUGGACUCUUGUUGUUAUAGUGUGAGAGGAACAAAAACGCGAAGUAUGUGAAGAGCAGUCACAUCCCCAUCACAGCAUGGUACACAAAGCCUAGUGCAGUGUAAGCAGUUGGUGAGCAGAGAGCAGGGCUGUGCUGUGUGGAACAUGCUAGUGGUGGGCAGACAAUGCAGCGGUCCGAGGCCUGACCAGCCCUCAGAGGGACAGGGCUCGCCUCACUGCGACAACAGCCCCCGUCUCCCUCCCUUCUUUUUUUGAGCUCCACAGCAUGGGCUCGGGGAGGACGCUCAAGUUUGCCCUGUGCGAGGUGCUGCAGUUCGCAGGCCUGUGCGUGCCGCUCUUCAUCGUCAUGCAGAGGUUCGCCGUCAUCGUAGCAAAGGUCAAAACGUCCGCGCAGCCGCCCCGAGACGGCAGCACGGCCUACUGGCUGAUCGUGGCCUCCUCCAUCGCCUACGUCACCUCCACCGCCCUGCUGGUCUGGGUACCCAUGAAGUACAUGGUCUUCGUCAAGAAGAAGUUUCUCAUCGGGAGGAAGAAGUGGAGGCCUGUGGCCCUCGUUUAUGUGAUCCUGUCCACAUUACCCUGCUUUGCCUUUCUCAUCGCCAGCUCUGAGGUUCAGAUAAAUAAUAACAUGACAUAUGAUACGUUCACGGAGCUCCCUGUGUCACUAGUCCUCUUCUCCCUCAUCUGUAUUGACGUUGUGGAGAGGAUACGCCACUGCAGACUGACAGGCCAUGCUAAUGAAAUGGAGAGAGAUGCCGACAUCCCCUCGACAGUCCUCACACAUGUGGAACAGGUAACCCCAGUAUCGCCUAUCACCCCAGCCGGGCCGGGGCCAUCUGUGCCCGGGCAGGCUGGGAAAAAUCCCAUGCAACCGGUACCAGGCCAGCGCAAUGACAGGAACCAGAACGGACCAGGGGCCCGAUCGGAAGCCAACGGGACCCUCCCAGGGAUACAUGGUAACCCCGGGAGACCGUUUAGCAUCUCUGGAUUAAGCUCACGAUCUGCAAGCACCUCAGUGUACCAUAUUUCUCCGUACGAAUACACGGGUCCACUGAGAUUCCUGUGUGCCAGCGACGCUCGUGCCGAUGUGUUCGUGGACAGCUUUAUGUUCUGGAUGGAUACCGUGGAGAUGGUGAGGGUGGCGGGGCAUCCCCUUGUCUAUUACUCAGGCUGGGUGUUCCCCAUCUACAUCUUCAGCUACCUGUCCUGCCUGCGGGUCGUGGUCAUGCCCCACAGCCCGCUGCUCCCCUCACUAGGAGUGGCCCUGCAGGACUUUCCGUUCUUCUUUGUGCGCGUCGGCCUCAUCGCCUUCUUUGGCUUCGUCACGCCCGUUCUCUAUCUGAUGAAGAACCUGCUGGUCUGCCUAGCGUUUGUUUAUUUCAACUUCAUGACCAAACUGAGGGUCUUCAACACAGAGAGGAUGUACUUUUGAGACUUCAAGAAAGACAUAUACUAGGAACAGGCAGAAUCAGGAAUUGAAGAGGUGGUUGCACCAACUUUUAAGUUCGAAUUGGCAACAAAGAGGAGACAGUUGGUCACAAUGCAUGAUGGUACUUUCCACGGGCCAAUAGGGUUCAAUGUUUUCCCAAAAAGGACCUUUACAGUGUGUGUCACAUGACUGUGUUGCGUAUCAUUUAACUUUCAUGUUCAAACAUUACUCCUCUAAACCCCUCACCAUGCAUGGCACUUGAGGAAUGUACCUGUAUUGUCAUUUGAGAGUUUAUAGCAGUUUCUUUCUACCCUGAUAAAGUGCAGUGAAUGUGAAAAAAACUAAAUCCAUGUCGUUUACAUUGAGUUUUUCUUUGCCAAGUUAUAUCCAGAACGGAACAACAUAGUGAGUUUGUAUCAUUGAUACAUAUAUUUUGCUAAGAUUAAUAA
Molecule: messenger RNA, 2483 nt
Organism: Notothenia coriiceps (black rockcod)
Lineage: Eukaryota; Metazoa; Chordata; Actinopteri; Perciformes; Nototheniidae
Product: transmembrane protein 236-like
Exons: 5
Coding region: 871-2037 (388 amino acids)
Source: RefSeq, a predicted model, not a curated record